Euleptes europaea (tarantolino) is the source of this 1050-nucleotide messenger RNA. RefSeq names its product olfactory receptor 2G3-like. Gene Ontology annotation, molecular function: G protein-coupled receptor activity; olfactory receptor activity. Gene Ontology annotation, biological process: G protein-coupled receptor signaling pathway. Gene Ontology annotation, cellular component: membrane. The transcript has 2 exons. Bases 1 to 1050 code for a protein of 349 amino acids. Lineage: Eukaryota; Metazoa; Chordata; Lepidosauria; Squamata; Sphaerodactylidae. The record is from RefSeq and is a predicted model, not a curated record.
AUGCUGCUGGUAAACACUGGUGCUGAGUCUUUGGAGCAGAAGCUGUAUUCAGUACAUCUGAUUGAUCUGAUUUCUGUUGUGGGUCAGAAUGAUAUUUACCAGCAAACAGAAACUGGGGGAAAUCAGUCAAGCAUGAUAACAUUCGUCCUUCUAGGAUUUGGGAAUCACCUCGAACUGCGAAUUAUCCUCUUUAUGUUAUUUGUAGCCAUUUAUAUUUUGGCUCUUAUGGGGAACCUUUUAAUUGUUCUACUGGUCACAACAGACCAGCACCUUCACACCCCCAUGUAUUUCUUCCUCAUGAAUUUGUCCUGCUUGGAGAUGUGCUACAUUUCCACCAUUCUACCCAGGAUGCUGGCUAGUUUCCUAACAGGCAACAGAUCCAUAUCUGUUGGGGGCUGUAUAGCACAAUAUUAUUUCUUUGGUAUCUUUGCAACCACUGAAUGUUACCUUCUGGCCGUGAUGUCUUAUGAUCGUUACCUGGCAAUCUGCAAACCUCUACACUAUACAGCUCUUAUGACCAGGAGGCUUUGCAUGCAGUUGGCUUCUACAUCUUGGUUGAGUGGCUUACUGACCAACACCAUCAUCACCUCUUUUAUGUUACAGUUAACAUUUUGCAGACCCUAUGAAAUUGACCAUUUCUUUUGUGACGUAUAUCCUGUCUCAAACCUCUCCUGUAGCAAUCCUUAUGUUGUGAAGCUUGCAACCUUCAUUCUCGGCCUCAUGGGAACUGUCCCUCCUUUUGUGUUAACUUUGGCUUCCUACAUCUGCAUUAUUCUCACCAUCUUGAGAAUUCAGUCCAAAAGUGCACAACAGAAGACCUUCUCCACCUGCUCUUCCCAUCUCAUUGUUGUGACCCUCUUCUAUGGGUCACUAAUCCUUGUAUAUAUUGUUCCUGAAACAGUGACCCUGAAGGAGCUACACAAAACCUUUUCCCUGUUUUACACUGUUCUGACUCCUAUGCUCAACCCGCUCAUAUACAGCUUGAGAAACCGAGAGGUGAAGGAAGCUCUUCGCAGAUGUACCAGGAAAUUUAGCAACAGGGUUUCUUAA